UUUCCUGCAACUGAGGAAGUUUCAGAGACUUGGUGUGUUGCGUUCUGAACUCACUCCUGAGUACUGAGGGAAGCUUAGGCCAAAUCUUAAGGUGCGACAUGGCGCGGAUAUGCACACCGCAUACGAAGAAUGCAGUGACCUAUGAGGAUGUGCAUGUGAACUUUUCUCGGGAAGAAUGGGCUUUGCUGGAUCCCUCCCAGAAGAGUCUCUAUGAAGAUGUGAUGCAAGAGACCUACAGCAACCUCAUUGCUAUUGGCUACUAUUGGGAAGACCAUAAUAAUGAAGAACAUUCUCAAAAUUCUAGAAGACAUGGAAGGCCUCUUCAAUGGGAAGAAAGUAUUUACACUGGAGAGAAAAACCAUGAAUUUGUGCAACAUAAUGAAGUGUUUUCAAGUCACAAUCAUCCUCAGAUACAUAAAAGAAUUCUUACUGGAGCCUUUGUAUAUUGGAGUCAUAAAAGAACACAUCCUGUAGAGAAGCCCUGUGAAUAUGAUCACUGUGGUAAAGCCUUUGUCCAUAAUAGCCAUCUUCAAAGACAUAAAAGAACACAUACUGGAGAGAAACGCCAUGAAUGUAACCAAUGUGGCAAAGCCUUUACAUGUAACAGCCAUCUUCAAAGACAUAAAUCGACACAUACUGGAGAAAAACCCUAUGAAUGUAACCAAUGUGGUAAAGGCUUUGCAAAUCACAUCGAUUUUCAAAACCAUAAAAGGGCACAUACUGUAAAGAAACCCUAUAAAUGUAACCAAUGUGGUAAAGCCUUUGCAUCUCACAGUAAACUUCAUAGACAUAAAAGUACACAUACUGGAGAGAAACGCUAUGAAUGUAACCAAUGUGGUAAAGCCUUUGCAUGUCACCUAUAUCUUCAAAACCAUAAAAGGACACAUACUGUAGAGAAACCCUAUGAAUGUAACCAAUGUGGCAAAGCCUUUGAUUAUAACUGCUAUCUUCAAAGACAUAAAUGGAUACAUACUGUGGAGAAACUCUAUGAAUGUAACCAAUGUGGUAAAGCCUUUGCUCUUCAAGGUCAUCUUCUAAGCCAUAAAAAGACACAUAUUGGAGAGAAACCCUAUGAAUGUAACCAAUGUGGUAAAGGCUUUGUAAGGAACAGCCAUCUUCAAACCCAUAAAAAGACACAUACUGGAGAGAAACCCUAUGAAUGUAACCAAUGUGGUAAAGGCUUUGUAAGGAACAGCCAUCUUCAAACCCAUAAAAAGACACAUACUGGAGAGAAACCCUAUGAAUGUAACCAAUGUGGUAAAGGCUUUGUAUGGAACAGCCAACUUCAAAACCAUAAAAAGACACAUACUGGAGAGAAACCCUAUGAAUGUAACCAAUGUGGUAACAGCUUUGCUCGUCACAGCUAUCUUCAAAACCAUAAAAGGACACAUAGUGGAGAGAAACCCUAUGAAUGUAAUCAGUGUGGUAAAGCCUUUGCAUGUCCCAGCAAUCUUUAUAGACAUAGAAGAACGCAUACUGGUGAGAAACCCUAUGAAUGUAACCAAUGUGGUAAAGGCUUUAUACAGAACAGGUAUCUUCAAAACCAUAAAAAGACACAUAAUGGAGAAAAACCCUAUGAAUGUAACCAAUGUGGUAACAGCUUUGCUCAUCACAGCAAUCUUCAAAACCAUAAAAGGACACAUAGUGGAAAGAAACCCUAUGAAUGUAAUCAGUGUGGUAAAGCCUUUGCAUGUCCCAGCAAGCUUUAUAGACAUAGAAGAACACAUACUGGUGAAAAACCCUAUGAAUGUAACCAAUGUGGUAAAGGCUUUGUACAGAACAUCCAUCUUCAAAAACAUAAAAGAACGCAUACCGGAGAGAGACCCUAUGAAUGUAACCAAUGUGGUAAAGGCUUUGCAGAGAAUAGCCAGCUUCAAAACCAUAAAAGAACACAUACUGGAGAGAGACCCUAUGAAUGUAACCAAUGUGGUAAAGGCUUUGUACGGAACAGCCAGCUUCAAAACCAUAAAAAAACACAUACAGGAGAGAGACCCUAUGAAUGUAGCCAAUGUGGUAAAUGCUUUGUACAGAACACCCAUCUUAAAAAACAUAAAAGGACACAUACUGGAGAAAAACCCUAUGAGUGUACACAAUGUGGUAAAGCCUUUGUAUAUAACAGCUAUCUUCAAAACCAUAAAAAGAUACAUAGUGGAGAGAAACCCUAUGAAUGUAACCAAUGUGGUAAAGGCUUUGCAUAUAACAGCUAUCUUCAAAACCAUAUAAAGACACAUACUGGAGAGAAACGCUAUGAAUGUAACCAAUGUGGCAAAGCCUUUGCAUAUAACAGCUAUCUUCAAAGACAUAAAUUGACACAUACUGGAGAAAAACCCUAUGAAUGUAACCAAUGUGGUAACAGCUUUGUUAGUCACAGCAAUCUUCAAAACCAUAAAAAGACACAUACUGGAGAGAAACCCUAUGAAUGUAACCAAUGUGGUAAAGGCUUUGCAUAUCACAGCAAUCUUAAAAACCAUAAAAGGACACAUACUGGAGAGAAACCCUAUGAAUGUAACCAAUGUGGUAAAGGCUUUGUACAGACCAGCCAUCUUCAAAACCAUAAAAGAACACAUACUGGAGAGAGACCCUAUGAAUGUAACCAAUGUGGUAAAGGCUUUGUACAGAACAGCCAGCUUCAAAACCAUAAAAAAACACAUACAGGAGAGAGACCCUAUGAAUGUAACCAAUGUGGUAAAGCCUUUUCAUGUAACAGCAAUCUUAAAAACCAUAAAAGGACACAUACUGGAGAGAAACCCUAUGAAUGUAACCAAUGUGGUAAGCGCUUUGUACAGAACGCCCAUCUUAAAAAACAUAAAAGGACACAUACUGGAGAGAAACCUUAGGCAUGUAACCACUGUGAUAAAGUCUUUGCAUCAAAUAGUACAUUUCAGAUACGUGAUUAAACUGGAGGGAAUUCCAGUACAUUGAUGCAUUUACACAUAGUAAUAAUCUUAAGUGUUAUAAAAGAACACAUACUGUAGAGAAAUCUUUAGCAAGAUCACCAAUGCUGGGAAGACUUUGCAUACUACUGUCAUUUUCAAAGGCAUGUAAAUCACAUACUCGAAAAAACACUAUGAAUAUGACUAAUAUGGUAAAUCUU
Molecule: messenger RNA, 3094 nt
Organism: Apodemus sylvaticus (European woodmouse)
Lineage: Eukaryota; Metazoa; Chordata; Mammalia; Rodentia; Muridae
Product: zinc finger protein 431-like
Exons: 5
Coding region: 99-2837 (912 amino acids)
Biological process (GO): negative regulation of transcription by RNA polymerase II
Molecular function (GO): DNA-binding transcription repressor activity, RNA polymerase II-specific
Source: RefSeq, a predicted model, not a curated record